AUGAGAUCGUCAGCAGGAGAAAGGGAGUCAGAGGUCGAGAAGGCGCCGUCCAGCGAGAUGACCUCGACAACAGAAGCCAACGAAUCCACCACCAUGGCCAGCGAAAAGGCCACCGACGAGCCAGACAUGGUGGACUGGGACGGCGACGAUGACCCGCAUAACCCGCAGAACUGGUCUCUCACGCGGAAAUGGUGUCUCGUCGGUCUCGUAUCAGCAGUGACCUUCAACAUCUCCAUGGCCUCAACGGUAACCGCACCCGCCGUGCCCUUGAUCAUGGCCGGAUUCAACCAAACCAACGCAGAGCUGCAGUCCUUCGUGGUCUCCAUUUACAUUCUGGGGUUUGCGUUCGGGCCUUUGGUCGUGGCUCCCCUAAGCGAGCUAUACGGGCGUUCUCCGAUCUUGCACGUUACCAAUAUCGUCUUUCUUAUCUUCAAUAUUGCCUGCGCGGUGAGCACCAAUCUGGCCAUGUUCACUGUGUUUCGAUUGAUUGUGGGUCUGAUGGCCUGUACGCCUGUGACUCUUGGGGGAGGCUUCAUUUACGAUCUCAUGCCGGCGGAGCACCGCGCAAGGGCGUUGAUGAUCUGGACGAUGGGGCCUUUGAUGCGUGAUCUCACUGACAACGGUAUAGGUCCUGUCGUCGGGGGAUAUCUGGCCGAGGGAGCUGGAUGGCAAUGGGUGUUUUGGCUCGUCACUAUACUAUCCGCCAUCCUAACAACAGCAUGCUUCAUCUUCGUCCGCGAAACCUACGCCCCCGUCCUCCUCACCCGCAAAGCCGCCACCCUCCGCAAACAAACCGACAACCCAGCCCUCCGCUCCAAAUACGACAGCCAAACCAGCACGCUCGACACAUUCCUCCGCGCCAUAGUGCGCCCCACCAAGAUGCUCCUCUUCGCCCCCAUCGUAACCCUCCUGGCACUCUACAUCGCGAUGAACUACACCUACCUGUACCUCCUCUUCACAAGCUUCACCUACAUCUUCAUGUCCACCUACGGCUUCAACGAAGGCGAAGCCGGCCUCGCCUACCUCGGCGUCGGGGUGGGAUUCAUUCUGGGCCUGCUCUGCACGGGCUUCUACUCGGACAAGUAUCUCAAACAGGUGCGGAGUACCCGCCCCGCGGUGCCAGAGGACCAUCUUCCGCCGACGGUUGUGGGGGCGGUGCUCGUCCCUGUGGGGCUUUUCAUCUACGGCUGGACGGCGCAGUAUGCCGUCCACUGGAUUGUGCCGAUCGUGGGCACGGGCAUCUUUGGAUUCGGGGUGUUGUUGGGUUUCAUGCCUGUGCAGGUUUAUCUUGUGGAGACGUAUACUAUCUUUGCGGCGAGUGCUAUUGCGAGUAAUACGGUUGUGCGGUCUUUGCUCGGGGCGGUGCUGCCGUUGGUGUCGCAGAGGUUGUAUGAUGAUCUUGGGUAUGGCUGGGGGAAUAGUCUGCUGGGGUUUAUUGCUGUGGCUUUUAUUCCGGCUCCGGUCUUUUUGCUGAAGUAUGGGGCGGCGAUUAGGUCGAAUCCGAAGUUUCAGGUGCGGUUGUAG
Aspergillus campestris IBT 28561 is the source of this 1524-nucleotide messenger RNA. Its product is annotated as MFS transporter. Gene Ontology annotation, biological process: transmembrane transport. Gene Ontology annotation, molecular function: transmembrane transporter activity. The record is from RefSeq and is a predicted model, not a curated record. Lineage: Eukaryota; Fungi; Ascomycota; Eurotiomycetes; Eurotiales; Aspergillaceae. The transcript has 4 exons. The coding region runs from base 1 to 1524 and encodes 507 amino acids.